AUGACUUCUGCUGAAGCGUCUCCCGAGAGGACAAAGGUCUAUCGAUUGCGUAGCCUACCCGGUCAUGUGGAUCGGCAGCUCGCUGCUGAGCUGCUAGCCGACUGUGCUGGCAGCUUUUCCUCUCAUCAGGUCCACAUCUCGUCUCUUGCACAAGCCGUCGAUCCCUGGACACGAUUACCCACCAAAACGGCCACGUUCACUCUGGGGUGCAGCCUCGGAAUCGAUCUUAACCGCAGCAAUGGCGAACGGGCUUUUCCCAUGCCAGGGCUGCCUAAUCCUCUCCUUCUUGAUCAUCACUUCCAAGGCCUUACUCCACUCAACGAGGUGGACCCUCGUACCCACGAAUAUGAUUGUAUUGUCAUCUCUGGACUAGCCAGCCACCCUUUCGGCUCGUGGCAACCGCAUGGUGGGAAUAAGUCGUUCAUGUGGAUUCGCGACGAGCUUCCUCAGUAUCUGCCGAUGGUCAGAUUCAUUCUCUACGGCUACGAUACGGUCCUCCGCCCAAGCAAUUCAUUCCAGACCAUCCCGGAUCUCGCAAACUCCUUGAUCAACACCUUGAAAGCCGAAGGCUGGACCUCUCCAACAUCAAAGCCACUAAUUGGGCAGAAAGACAUGUUUAUCGCAAAUCUCGUACGGGGUGCCAUAUUUUUCGGCGUGCCGAGUCACGGUAUGGCCAUGAACGAUAUUUUCGCAAUGCUAGGUGACCAGCCGAACAAAGACGCCCUCGUGGCGGAAAUUUCAAGAAACUCCGACUACCUCCCGCAGCUAGAAAAGCAAUUUUCCGGUAUUUCAUUGGUGCGUACAAUAAAGGUGUUCUGGGCGUAUGAAACUAAGACGACGCGCACUGUUGCGAUGAGAGGAAAUAAUUUUAGCAGGUUCGGGCCGGACAUUGUUCUGGUCACGAGAGAAUCUGCGACUGGAGAUCGUUGCUUUGUCGAGCCGUCCAUGACGAUUCAGAUCGACGAAAACCACUCUGACAUGGUCAAAUUUUUCAACGGUGACCAUAGGAUCCGUGUUAUCGCGAGCAAGUUGAGUGAGGUUUGCAAUCUUAGUCACAUUUCACUGCCUGCCGAAGUUGCGGAGGAGAGCUCCUCCGUAUACGAGGGCGUCGAAGACCGAAGAAAUCGACAGGAAACGAAUCAGCAGUCGUCUGAAGCAUCAGCUGGUGCCAAGGCACCUAUUUCUGACCCACCAUUGGUUUGGGAUGACAAGAUGAUUCUAAAGUCCCUUCAGGCUCCAGAGCGAGACUCGCGAAUCGAGCAGAUUGAUCCUCAUUCCAGCCAUACAUUUCACUGGGUUUUCAACAAAUCUUCCAUCGGUCUAUCUCAGUGGCUUCUGAGGGGCCAAGGGAUCUUCUGGAUCAGCGGCAAACCUGGCUCUGGAAAGUCCACUCUCAUGAAAUUCGUCCACCGCGACCCAAGAACUUCAGAACUCUUGCAUCGAUGGAAGUCGAGAGCCAGACGAGUCACAGCCAGCUUCUUCUUUCAUUACCGUGGCAGCACUGUGCAAAAGUCUUUCGAGGGACUCUUGCGGAGCAUAAUAAGCCAGAUCUUGGAAGCGCAGCCCGAGCUGUUCACUAUUGUGAGAUCUACAUUUUGUGAGAUCUAUGAUCAGCGAGUUGUCGCCCAACGUUUAGGAAGCCUCCAAUCAGACAUCCGCCAACUCCUGAAACUCGGCCAGAUUCAAGCAGACGAGAACUUGCAUUGUGAGAUUGAAUCUCUGUUGGAGAGUCAAAGUGGCUUGUUGUGCCUACAGAAAGCCAUUGAGACAUCGUCAGAUGCUCCAUAUUGGGGUUUUGACGGCUCCCACGAGGCUAAAAUGGAGUUGCUUCGGCGAAGAGACGACCAAUUCAUCGCCGGAGUCAAGCCCGACAAAAACUCCUUUCUCGACUCUGAGUUUUAUAGACUCUGCCCAUCGAAUGAUAGGUUCUUCGGCAUAGUCGGAUCGUGGCUGGAAACUCUCGAUUUGAACUCUAGGCUCCGCCAGCUCUUCAAGCGCCAAGGAGUAGCGGUCGUAAAAGAUAAAAGAAAGAGCCGAGAUCAACAGCCCCCUAGAUUUAUUGAACCAUUCGAGAGAAACCUCAAGAGCCUGAUAGCACGCCACGAGGCACGAAAUCGUAUCAGAAUUUCGAUUCAGCACGAAGAGUGGCCAAGACAACAAUUGGAAGAGGUCCUUCGCCGGAUUUGCGCGCAGGACUUGUUCGACUUGGAUCUUUGCUUGCUCCUCGAUGCUUUGGACGAGUACGAUGGGCGGCCGGAGUUCAUAUCCGGAUUUCUCAAAGAUCUUGCUCAGGAGACGUGUUUUCCACGAACGAGGGUCAGAAUAUUGUUUUCGAGCCGGCCUUGGGCCGUAUUUCGAGACGAGUUUAGCGCAUGCCCGAGCUUCGAAAUCCACGAGCAUACAGAGAACGACAUUCGCAGUUAUUGCAUCACAUCCAUUCAUGAAAAUGUGCAAACACGACACUACCUCCUUCCGCUUGUCAACGAGAUUGUGGCAAGAUCGAGUGGGGUUUUCCUCUGGGUAAAACUUGUGCUUCGCGAUCUCUUCAAAGUCCUCAAUGAUCAGAGCCAGGGAGCCCUCGAGAUCAAAGAGUGCCUGCAUAAGACGCUUGAUUCCCUCCCCAAUCAACUAGACGACUAUUACGCCACGAUAAUUGAACGGGUCUCUCCGGGAUUGCGAUGGAACACCUAUGUUGUCCUUGAGUCUCUAGCCAGAUCUAACCAGUUACUAACAGCCCAAGAGUUGGUCAGGAUAAUCGAGACUUCCACCAUGACGGUUUGUCCUGACUUCAAGAAGUUGUCAAAAUUAAAACAGAUUGACCCCAAUAUGGCCGACAAGAUUGUCCGGGAGGUGUCUGGAGGGCUGGUUGACAUGGGAACGGACUAUGUUCAACUGAUGCAUCAGACGGUCAAAGAGUUCAUUGAAGCACCGCCAUUUCGCCAUCUGGUUCUCGGGCUUGGGGGAGCGGCAACUACAGAAGACAAUGGCCAUUCCUUCCUCUCGAAGUAUCUUCUUCUCUAUCCAGACGAUACUGGCUGCAGGGAAUUGGCAUUCCAUGCUCGAGAGGCAGAGAGAACGACCGGCUUGAGCCAAUACAAGUUUUUCUCUGGAGCACAGCCCGAGCACUUUAAUACUGAGUACAGAAAAAGGAUUUCAGGAACUGGACCUUCCGUCAUUUUGACGCCUUUGCUACUGGCCACCUUUGCCGGGUUACAGCUUUACCUUGAGGACGCGUACAAGGUGGACCAUAAACUCGUGGAAAGCUCACCAGACCCUCUUCUUUGCAGUCUCUUCGAUGGUGCGAAGGCUGGCCUAGAUGUUGCUGGUGCCGUUAAGACUGCGAAAUCACUCCUCUCUAAAGGUUUGAUUAUCGAAAGGGACAGGAAAGGCUUAGGAAAAAUCUUGCUCGCGAUAUGGAGGGUCGGCGAACAAAGUCAAACUUGGCUAGAUCGCCCGAACACGGACUACGUCGACAUUGCAAUUCUGCUUGUGGACAAGAUGAGAGAUGCGAACAUGCCUUUUUCGUCGAGAACGGGAGGGGAAUCUGUCUCUACUCGCGUUUUGCAUUUGAGCCCACCCGUCGUUGCCGAGCGCCUACUGCAGCGCGGAGCAGAUCCAAACCUCCCAGAUUCAUCCGGAUGUUCGGCUUUGGACUACAUUCUCAUACACGAAUCGAUGCAGGGUCGAUCUGCAGAAAACCUUCACCAGAUAUCCACGCUCCUUUUCAAACAUGGCGCAAGGCUUCGCAAGACGACGAGAGAGGAAUGGGAGCUGUUUCUGCAACACCUUGACUAUCAUGGGCUAGACACGCAGGCUUUUCUCUCUGCAAUCUGGCUACAAAUCCAACUCUUCGAGAGUGGACCCUCGAAGCCGGAGCAGAGUGAGACACCGGAUACAAUCAGCCCGAUUCAGUUCACGGAGCCCGAAUCCACGGAACCCGAAUCCAUGGAGCUCGAACUCAUGGAACUCCAAUUCAGGGAAUUCCAAUUCACGGAACUUGAAUCCACGGAACUCCAAUUCACGGAGCUCGAAUCCACCAGAACAUUGGGGCGGACGAAAUAA
This is a messenger RNA of Ilyonectria robusta, 4062 nucleotides long. RefSeq lists its product as uncharacterized. The transcript is spliced from 6 exons. Lineage: Eukaryota; Fungi; Ascomycota; Sordariomycetes; Hypocreales; Nectriaceae. Bases 1 to 4062 code for a protein of 1353 amino acids. The record is from RefSeq and is a predicted model, not a curated record.